Messenger RNA from Gilbertella persicaria, 2145 nucleotides. RefSeq names its product catalase-like domain-containing protein. Gene Ontology annotation, biological process: response to oxidative stress; hydrogen peroxide catabolic process. The transcript is spliced from 2 exons. Lineage: Eukaryota; Fungi; Mucoromycota; Mucoromycetes; Mucorales; Choanephoraceae. Gene Ontology annotation, cellular component: cytosol. The record is from RefSeq and is a predicted model, not a curated record. Bases 1 to 2145 code for a protein of 714 amino acids. Gene Ontology annotation, molecular function: heme binding; catalase activity.
AUGGCUGCACAAUUAGUUGCUGGUGAUGGUGCCUGUGCUAUCUCUGGUUUCGAUGAAAAUGACAACCGUAAUGCAAAGAAUGAGCAAUUAGGCCAAUUCAUUGUGAACGAUGCUGGCACUCAAGAAACAACUCAAUUUGGUCAAAAGAUCAACAAUUCUGACAGUCUUAAGGCUGGAUUGGAUGGUCCCACUUUAUUAGAAGAUUUCAUGUUGCGCGAAAAAAUUAUGCAUUUUGAUCAUGAGAGAAUUCCUGAACGUGUGGUACACGCCAGGGGUGUGGGUGUACACGGCUACUUUGAAUCCUAUGGCGAUUACUCAAAUAUUACUGCUGCUAGUUUCUUGGACAAGCAAGGCAAGCAAACACCUGUCUUUGUUCGUUUCUCUACUGUGCUCGGUUCUCGUGGUUCUCCUGACACUGUACGUGAUGUGCGUGGUUUUGCUGUUCGUUUCUACACAGAUGAAGGCAACUUUGAUUGUGUGGGUAAUGCCAUUGCUCCCUUUUUUGUGAAUGAUGCCAUCAAGUUCCCUGAUCUUAUUCAUGCUGCUAAACCUCAGCCUGAUAAGGAAGUGCCUCAAGCUGGCACUGCUCAUGAAACCGCUUAUGACUUCUUUGGCGAGUUCCCUGAAUCAACACACACCGUGCUUUGGGCUCUUUCGGGCCGUGGUCUUCCUCGUUCUUUUAGACAAGUAGAAGGCUUUGGUGUUCAUACGUUUAGAUUGGUCAACGAUGAUGGCGAGUCACACUAUGUCAAGUUUGUCUGGAAGCCUAAGCAAGGUUUGGCUAACUUGGUCUGGGACGAAGCUCAAAAGAUUGCUGGUAAAGACAUUGAUUUCCAUCGUAACGAUCUCUACACUGCCAUUGAAAAGGGAGACUAUCCUGAAUGGGACUGGGGUGUUCAAAUCAUCAAGGAGUCUGACCUUGACAAAUUUGACUUUUCUCUUCUGGAUGCUACAAAGAUCUUACCUGAAUCCUUGGUGCCCUUCACACCUCUUGGUAAACUUGUCUUAAACCGUAACCCUGAUAACUAUUUUGCUGAAACUGAACAAGUCACCUUCCACCCUGGUCAUAUUGUACGUGGCAUCGGUUUUACUGAUGACCCACUCUUGCAAGGCCGUCUCUUCUCUUACCUGGACACUCAAUUAAACCGUAUGAACAGCGUCAAUUACUUGCAAUUGCCUAUCAACCGUCCUAUUGUUCCUGUCCACAACAACCAACGGGACGGCUACAUGCAAUCUCAAAUCCACAAGGGCAAGGUUGCCUAUUACCCCAACAAGUUACAAGGCAACACACCUUCGCUUGUCUCUCCUAACAAGGGCGGCUACAUUGAAUAUCCUGAAAAGAUCGAUAACGCUAAGAAAGUCCGUGGCCGCUCCGCUCAAUUCUUUGAUUACUACUCCCAAUCCCAACUCUUUUAUAACUCUUUGACCAAGGCUGAACAACAACAAUUAGUUGACGGUGCUCGUUUUGAGAUCGGUAAAUCCAAAGACAUACAAGUACGCAAGAAGAUGAUUGAUGUCUUGAACCAUGUCGAUAACAACCUUGCUCGUCGUGUUGCUUAUGGUGUCGGUGUGGAACUCCCUGAAAAGCUCUAUGAGAACCUUAACAAGACCUCGGUCGGUCUCUCGAUUGAAAAGUACCCUAAGCCUGAUAACAUCAAGACCCGUACUGUGGCUAUCUUGACUGCUCCUGGUACUGAUAAAGACGAAGCCAAGGCCAUGUACUCUUUCCUCGAGUCAAAAGGUGCUUAUCCUGAAUACGUGGGUGUUCGCUUGGGUACUCAAGACGGCCUUAAUAUUACCAAUACCUACUUGACCACGUCUUCUGUGCUUUAUGAUGCUGUCUAUGUGCCUGGUGGUGAGAAGGCUAUCAAGUACAUGACUUCGCCUACCUCUUUCUUCCCUAUGGAAGAACCCAAGGUGUUUGUGUUUGAUGCUUUCCGCCAUGGUAAGCCUAUUGCUGCUACCUCUCAAGGUGUUGAGUUAUUAAAGUAUGCUGGUGUCAAGAUUCCCUCUGAAAGUAAAGGUACACACGAAAAGGAAGGUGUUAUUGUAGGUAGCUCUGAAAGCGGUGUCGAAAGUCCUUUUGAAGAAGCAUUGAAAAAGCAACGAUUUUGGUCUCGCAUGCCUACCGAUCCUGAAUUAUAA